UUCGGUAAGCGAUUUUAUUACGCAACGUUCUAUAUAAUCGAGCUAUUGAUGAAACAUUCUUCGGCGACUCAUUGUGGUAAUGGCCCGUGUGUUGUCCAAAAAUAUUCUCGGAGCGCAACGAUACAUAUCAACAACGAUUUUCGCCAGGUUUGCUUCAACAAAUCAUAGACUAGAGCCAUGUCAAAGUGAUAAACUGACAGACAUUGGUACAAGAAGAAUCUUUCAGGCCGAGCAUGACAUAUUCCGUGGAACUGUACGCAAGUUUUUCCGGGAGCACAUUAUUCCAUAUCAUGAAAAAUGGGAAGAAGAUGGAGAGGUCGACCGAGAAUGUUGGAUAAAAGCGGGGGAAGCUGGAAUACUUAAUGUAAAUAUUCCUGCGGAAAAAGGGGGAAUUGGAGGAGAUUGGCUAUCAGCUGCAAUUGUACAAGAAGAACAAUAUUAUGCAAAUUGCUCCGGCCCAGGAUACAUGUUGCAUUCAGAUAUCGCCGUGCCAUACUUCUCGAAUCAUGGCACAUUGGAACAAAUUGAGAAAUACAUACCCGAUAUGACAGCAGGAAGGAAGAUUUGCGCAAUUGGAAUGACUGAGCCAGGGGCAGGGAGUGAUCUUCAAGGAAUUAGAACUAACGCAAGAAGAGAUGGUGGUGACUGGAUCAUAAACGGUAGUAAAACAUUUAUAACUAACGGAUUCCAAGCGGAUGUCAUCCUCGUAGUAGCAAUAACAAACAAACAAGCUAAGUCGAAUGCACAUGGAAUAAGUUUGUUUAUUAUAGAGAGGGAUUCUCCCGGAUUUGUGAGGGGACAAAAAUUGAAAAAGAUGGGAUUCAAAGCUCAGGAUACAGCGGAAUUGUUUUUUGAAGAUUGCCGAGUACCCGCGAGUGCCCUUUUAGGAGGUGAAGCUGGAUUGAAUAAGGGAUUCUAUAUAAUGAUGCAGGAGUUGCCUCAAGAAAGAUUAGGCGUUGCUAAUUUUUCCAUUGCUUUGUGUGAAUUUAUGUUUGAAGCCACUAGAGAUUAUGUAAAGCAGAGGAAGGCAUUCGGAAGACGCAUCGCAGACUUGCAAACAAUUCAGCAUAGUUUGGCGGAAUUGAAAACCGAAAUAAGUGUCGUUCGCGCAUUUAUUGACCAAUGCAACGAAUUGCAUAAUAUGAGAAAACUGGACACAUCGACUGCAUCCAUGGCAAAAUAUCGUGCUUCUCAUCUCGCCAAUACGUCAGCUUACAGAUUUUUACAAAUGUUCGGUGGAGCCGGGUACAUGUGGGAAUAUCCCAUGGCUAAAGCAUAUGUAGAUGCUCGUUUACAGGCAAUAUACGCAGGAAGCAAUGAGAUAAUGAAAGAGUUGAUCGCGAGACAAAUUAUACAAGACUGAAUUAAACUUCCUUGAUUGUCGAAAACAAAUCAUGAAAAAUAUAUAAACAGUUGUGCAGUACAUGUGGGCUGUCAAUUUUUGUAAACUGGGGAAUUAAAAUAAACUAUGUAUGCUUGAAUGUAAAUACUUUGUGCGCAUCCUAUUUACUAAGUAAUUUUAUCUCGAUUCACUUAUCAGUGUGGAUGAAUCAACCUUACUUGAGUGCUUGAUAGUUAUUUGAAGACUGAUAUUCAUGACAGCUGAUUGAUACAAAUAUCGUGAAUUAUAUGCUUGAUUCAACACUGAUA
Messenger RNA from Styela clava, 1650 nucleotides. Lineage: Eukaryota; Metazoa; Chordata; Ascidiacea; Stolidobranchia; Styelidae. The record is from RefSeq and is a predicted model, not a curated record.